CACCUCAAUUGUUAGCUGCAGUAGUCCAAGACAUCCUUCAUUUGGCUAAACAAGCAAGAGGGGAAGGGCAUCAUGAGAUGUGUUGCUCCCUUUGCAACCCAAAUUUUCCUGGCUGGAAUUCUAUUGUUCUGUUGUGAAAGUUUGGAUGGAUUCAUACUUCCAUGCCCAUCCUCAAAUAUUAAUUGCAAAAGGAAUACCAAUUCUCCUAGUUAUGACAAUGUGAAUAUUCAGGAGACAAUUGGUAACUUCAUUGAAUUUCUUAGAUCAUCAAUUUUAAAAUUAUGGAGUAGAUUAACUAAAUCAAAUCCUCAUGAAUAUUUGGAUGAAACAGGAUCUCAUGAAAAUCUGCUGAAAAAGCUGUACAAAUCAUCCACUGUCCUACAAGUGGCACCCAAAGCAAAAAUAACCAAAAAGGAAGAGACUCAAGAGUUGGAAGUCCAAAAGGAUUUAACUACAGGAAUGUUGGAAGUUUCUAGGGACAUCAGCCUGAGGACUAAAAUCUAUCUAGAAGGGUUAACUCUCAAAGAAAAAAUGAGACGAAACAAAGAGAAAACUCAUGAGUUGGAGAUGCAGAAGGAAGUGACUAGAGAAAUUUUGGAAGCUCUUAAGCUUAAGAGGUGGCCGAAGGUGAUUCUCAGAGAAAAAAUAACAGAAAACAAAGAGAAAAUUCAUGAGUUGGAUAUUCCAAAGGAAGUGCCUACAGAAAUUUCAGAAGCUCUGAAGGUUAAUAUGGGGUCAAAGGUGACUCUCAAAGCAAAAAUAAUAGGGAACAAAGAGAAAACUCAUGAGUUGGAGAUGCAGAAGGAAAUGACUAAAGAAAUUUCAGAAGGUCUGAAGGUUAAUAUGGAGCCGAAGGUGACUCUCAAAGAAAUAAUAACAGAAAACAAAGAGAAAAUUCAUGAGUUGGAUAUUCCAAAAGAAAUGCCUACAGAAAUUUCAGAAGCUCUGAAGAUAAAUAUGGGACCAAAGAUGACUCUCAGAGAAAAAAUAAGAAAGAAAGAGAAAAUUCAUGAGUUGGAGAUUCAGAAGGAAGUGACUAGAGGAAUUUCAGAAGCUCUGAAGAUUAUUACGGGACUGAAGGUGACUCUCAGAGAAAAACUAAGAGGAAAGAAAGAGAAAAUCCAUGAGUUGGGGAUGCAGAAGGAACUGAUUAGAGGAAUUUCAGAAGCUCUGGAGAUUAUUAAGGGUCUGACGGUGAUUCUCAGAGAAAUAAUAAAAGAAAACACAAAGGAAAUUGAUGAGUUGGAGAUUCAAAAGGAAGUGUCUAAAGAAAUUUCAGAAGCUCUGAAGAUUAAUAAGGAGUCGAAAGUGACCCUCAAAGCAAAAAUAAUAGGAAACAAAGAGAAAAUUCAAGAGUUAGAGAUUCAAAAGGAAAUGGCUGCAGAAAUGUCAGAAGCUCCGAAGAUUAAUACAUGGCCAAAGGUAACUCUGAAAGAAAAAAUAACAGAAAACAAAGAGAAAAUUCAUGAGUUGGAGAUUCAAAAGAAAGUGGGUACAGACAUUUCAGAAGCUCUGAAGUUUAAUACAGGGCCGAAGGUGACUCUCAAAGAAAAAAUAAGAGGAAACAAAAAGAAAACUCAUGAAUUGGAGAUACAGAAGGAAGUGGCUACAGAAAUUUCAGAAGCUCUUGCUUCACAUUCCGUGGCUGAAAAAAUAGGGAAGCCUGUAGCGCUACUAAAUCCUCAGCAGGUUGCUUCCCUUAAGAGGCUUCCUCAAGCAUCGGCUCACUCCUUACAGAAGCGCUCCAUUUUACACCUUCCAACUCAGCUGCCUCCUUUGACUUCUUCUUUUGUAGUGGUUGAUAGUGGUGAGGAACAGCCUGAUAAAGUGGUCUUUAUUCUGAAAUCUGGCAACAGAUCAGCAAGGCCCAGCCAUGUAAAACACCUUGUAACCAGCGAACAGGCAAAAGAGAAAAAUACUCAGAAUGAACAAAUCGCAGAGAAUGAAGCGCAUUGGGAUUAUCAGGAACAAAGCACCUCUACUCCCCUUUUAUUUGACUUUUUGUCAAGCGCUGAUAACUAUUUUCUUCAGGGAGAUAUCUUUGAAGUUGAGGUGCAAAAACAGUUGGCACACCUGAUCCUUAAUGAGCCUAGGAGGAACCUAACUGCCCACUUGAUCCGUAUGAUAAAUGUGAAUUGCAGAGAACCGACUACCCAGACGUCUUGUGAUUUUCUCAUCUCUAGAAUUGGGCUUGUAAUGAAACUCUUCAAUAACAGAAAAACCAUCCAGGAAGCAUCUGCUCUGUUGAAAUCUGAUUUGUUGCUGACUAAAAAUGAAACCAAUAUGAAUAUACCAAGCUCCAGAAAAAUGGAGAAACCUGAGAUACCAAAGCAGGGAAUUCUACAAUAUGGGAAUGGCCUCAAAUGGUGGUUGGCUGUUUCUGUGACAACUGUGAUGGUGGUUAUUAUUGUAAUAAUUUGUUUGAUUGAGAUCUGUUCUCAUAAAACUGCCAAAGGAACAGAAGGAACCCCUCCUGUAAAACGGACAUUUCUGGGUAGAAAGAAGGAAGAUAAACCUGAAAAACAGAUUUCAGCAUCUUCUUUCGACAAGCCUCCUUGGCUUAAGGAUAUGUAUGAAUCUCUUGAUAAAGUAGGCAAAAAAUACAGCAGUGAUAAAUCUGUUAAUGAAGAAUCCUCUGGAGAAGAAGAGACAUUCAAUCGUGAAAGCACAAGAUCUCCAGAAAUAUCUGAGCCUUUUCCUGUGGAAAUAACGGAGAUAAUGCCAGCACCCCCACCACCACCCCCAUCAGCUGAACCUCCGGCUCCGGCUCCGGCUCCGGCUCCAGCUCCGGCUCCGGCUCCGGCUCCAGUUCCGGCUCCAGCUCCGGCUCCGGCUCCAGCUCCAGCUCCAGCUCCAGAGCCUGUUAAAAAGGCCAGUUCAAAGAAACUGUCUGAAAAAGAGACAACCACUAGUGAAACCUCACCAACGACUGAGUCUGAAAAAGAGACGCCCACUACUGAAACCACUACAAAGACUGAGGCUUCAGAAGAAGAAGGAACUGAAGCUACGUCAAAGAAAACAAGUUCAGAAGAAGGAGAUGAGGAUGAAGAAGACUAAUCCUACUUAUGUAUUGCUAUAUAUUUUAUUAUUAAAUACAUUUCUCCAUGCA
Molecule: messenger RNA, 3109 nt
Organism: Pantherophis guttatus
Lineage: Eukaryota; Metazoa; Chordata; Lepidosauria; Squamata; Colubridae
Source: RefSeq, a predicted model, not a curated record